Molecule: messenger RNA, 1389 nt
Organism: Recurvomyces mirabilis
Lineage: Eukaryota; Fungi; Ascomycota; Dothideomycetes; Mycosphaerellales; Teratosphaeriaceae
Exons: 2
Coding region: 1-1389 (462 amino acids)
Biological process (GO): transcription elongation by RNA polymerase II
Cellular component (GO): Cdc73/Paf1 complex
Molecular function (GO): chromatin binding; RNA polymerase II complex binding
Source: RefSeq, a predicted model, not a curated record
AUGUCUUCGAGCCAGCGACCUGAGCGAGUGGUACACCAGGACUACAUCGCGCGCAUCAGAUAUUCGAAUGCCUUACCACCUCCGCCGAAUCCUCCGAAGCUCCUUGAUAUACCAGGAACAGGUCUCGCAGCUGGCCAGUACACAAGCGCAGGAUAUGCCUCAAGACUCGUACGGGAACAGCCUCUCAACAUUGAAGCGGAUGCGGAGCUUGGCAUGCCAAUCGACCUGAUUGGUAUACCUGGCAUAUUUGAUGGCGAUGAGCGAGCUAUCUUGGCUAGACCCGAUGCGCAGAUACAUCCCGCGGACAAGGCACUACUGAAACCACUUUCUGCUCUGGGUAAAGCAAAUGCGAACCAAGGAGGAGUGUCCUUCCUACGGAGAACAGAGUACACUUCCUCGCAGAACCCACAACACUUUGCCUCAAACACCUCAAAGGAUAUCAUGCGCGUACGCAACGAUGCCAAGCGACGAAAGCUAGGCGCUACAGACAAGGAGGACCCCAUCAACAUUAUCCGCAAUAUUGUGAAAGGGUUCGAUAUCGCAUACCCAGCAGAUGCGUACAAGGGAGAUGAUAGCACGAACAAUAUUCGCGGUGCUGCAGUAACGGAUGCUGAGAUGAAGGCAUGGGCAAACCCGAAGCAUCCUACAAAGUCAGACGUUAAGCUUCUGGACAGCUAUCCCGUGCUACCCGAUCUAGAUGCACUACCAACCAACGGCGCAUAUCUGGUAGUCAAGUUCCAAUCAAAUCCAUUGUCCAGCGAAAGCUACGACCGGAGACUGGACACUGCCAUGCUUCGACCUGUGGACAAUCCCCAAGCGCAAGCAGAAUACAACAGGAAACUGGAGCAAUGGGACCCAAGCUCUUCAAGACCACAACCUCUGCCCGAAUUCGACUACGAGUACUACGUGGCGAACGAUGAAGGAGCACUACGUGGCAUCAAGCGCAAGUUUGAUGUCAAUGACCCGGACAACGAGGAUCCGGAUCUAUAUACCGAGGACCUUGAUGAAGGCAGGCGUGGCUUCACUUACGGUAGAGUACGGACUUACGAGACUUAUAACCAGCACGGAAACGGCACUAGCUUCUACAACGACUCUGUAGCUCUGGCACUGCACGAUCCGGAUAUGGAGGUCGGUGUUGUACCUGGAGUGACGAAGCGGCUGGCGAAGGCUGCGUACUACUAUCCUAUCGUGCAGCGGACUGCUCUACGGCCGAAGCGCAAGGUUGGCAGAAUGGGUGGUGUGCCUGACGAAGAGGAAGUAGUGACGCAGCUCAAUUUGACGGUCGGUGAGCUUGCGGAGGAUGACCAGGCGAGGCUGUUAGAGAAGCAGGCGGAGCUUGACCCGAGUCUGAAGCCUGCGGGAGCAUCUGUCGUUGAGGCCGCCGCUUAG